AAAAAUAUUCUGCCGUUUUGUUCUUUGUAAAAAAUUGUCGUUCAUCAACAAAACCUGUAGUGCCCGACCGAAAACGAGUCUCGCCCAAUGGCUCUGUCCAAUGUGCUCAUCCUUAGCCAGGUGGCCGGCCAUGUCAUCGGCCUGAUCCUGUCGCUGUGUAUGUUCAUCCCCCUGUCGGUCCAUGUCCAUUCGUUCAAUGGCCACUGUUUGCUCUUUGCCACCGGAACGUGGCAGGAGAAGGAUGGACUGUUCGACGUGAGGUGGGCCUCGGAGGCUUACUGCAACUACCCGAUCCUGGUGGGAGUGGCCCUGUUCAUCAUCUCCGGAUUGCAGAUCUAUCGCUUGGCCAUUCUGGUGUACCGUGAGCUGGAGAGUUCCUUCCUGGCGCUGUUCUUCGAUGUGGUUUUCAGUGUUAGUCUGUGUGCAAUGACGGUCAUUGCUGCGAUUAUCAUCACGCUUGGGUUCAUGACCUGGUGCGGAGAUAUGACCGAACGUUUCCCCUCUUGCGAGGUGGCCGACGGCCAGAACAUCACCACCGUCGAGCUGAAUAUUCAAACGUCCGGGUUUUACAUUGAAAUGGGCACGGCCCAGUUCGGGGCCUGGGCAUCGUUUGCCACUUGGGUGGGUCUGUCGGUGUUUGCCCUGCUGAAGCUUAUCAACAAUCACCAGUUGCGCAACAUGAAGGUCUCGAUGUACAUCGAGCGGCAGCGGCUAGUCAACGAGGAUGUGUACAGGGGAACGACCUCGGAGCUACCGAGCGGAGCAGGGGCGGCGGACUUGAUGGCUGGUUCUCCCGGAGAGAACCAGCUGGAUUGAGCGUGUGCUACAAUUAAGUAUUCGAAUCAAU
Molecule: messenger RNA, 847 nt
Organism: Ochlerotatus camptorhynchus
Lineage: Eukaryota; Metazoa; Arthropoda; Insecta; Diptera; Culicidae
Product: transmembrane protein 179
Exons: 4
Coding region: 88-816 (242 amino acids)
Source: RefSeq, a predicted model, not a curated record